GAUAAUUUAAAUAUUAGUUUCGCACAAAAAUGCCCGCAGAAGAAGGAAAGAAUUCAAAAGAUUACAGGUUCCAAAUUAGGUCACUAGUGCUAAAUAACUUCAAAUCUUUCAAGGGAAGUCAUUAUAUUGGCCCUUUUACUGAAAAAUAUACUGCAAUUGUUGGACCAAAUGGAGGAGGAAAAUCCAGCGUUGUUGAUGCAAUAAUGUUUGCCCUUGGUGCAUCAGGCCCUCUCUAUGAUUACAAGGUCCUCGUACAUAAAUCUGACGGAGAGAGGCAUGACCAAGUACAUCGAGACAUGGAAGUCACUUUAGAAAUCUAUGAUGCUACUGAAAGAAAGCCAAUUAUGAUAAAAAGAGGCAUCAGAUCCUCAGGACACAUUGAGUUCUCAGUAGAUGGUGACUCAGUCUCGAGAAAAGAGUUCCAGCAGUUUGUUCAUAAGACUUUGAAUAUCCCUCUCCACUGUAUCGAGUCAAUAUUAUAAGCCAGCAAGGACGACUAGAAACUACUCCUAUCAUUCGUGGUGGAAUGGAGCUCACCAAGUACCUUGAGAAGAUCUCUGGCUCCUACGAGUACAAGAGGGAGUACGAGGAAGUUGAAGAGAAGACAAACAACACAAAGCAAGCCACCUUCGAAAUAUCCAAAAGGCUUUAUGAUAUUCGCAAGCAACGCAAUAAGCUUAAGCAGAUUGAGAGUUACGUAAAUGUUAAGGAAUCCACAGCUGUGAUUGAGGAAAGAGAAACUGUUGCUGAACAAAUUGAGGACUGAGAGUUACUAUUAACUCACAAAGAAAUCAAAGGGCUAAAAGAUGAGCUUUCAGUCAUCGACAAGUCUAUGAAUGAUUCAGUAGAGCACAAGGAUGGACAACAGAGCUCAAAAAUAAUCACUGCUAUCAGGAAGAUGCUACUUGACAAGAUCACCACCUCCAAGAACAUGAGGAUUCUUGAAGACAAGUAUAGAGAAAUUGAGAACAAGGCCACUUCUUUCCAGACUGAACUAGAGGCCAAAAUCAGUAAGAUCAAGCACAACACCUUGAAGCUUAAAGCCAUUGAUGGUUUGAUCGAGAAGCACAAUGCCAUUAUCAAGAGAAACAAGGAGAACAAGAGAGAACUCGAUACCAAAAUUGAGAAGCUGAAGUCAAGCCUCAUAGAGAUCGAGAAGAAAGAGGAAGAAAUGUUCAAAACUGAGGUUGGCAAGAAAGAUAAGAAGCUCAAGUCCAAAUAUUUUGAGAUUAAGGGCCAAGUUCAAGAGAAGACCGCUCAAAUGCAGUUUGACAUCUCAGCUGAAGCUAGGAUGCUUGAAAGGAUCAACAUGAUCAUCAUGAUGAAGAACUCUAAAUGUGAGGACAUGAAGAGGAAAAUCCAGGAAAUAGACUUCAAACUCAACAAUACUGUAGAGAACCAGAGGGAAGAAUACAAGGCUAUUGAGAAGUUAAAAGGUGAUCUCACAGAACUUACUAUUAGCGUCAACCAGGAUAAAAAUACUAAGGACGAACAAGCCACUGCUCUGAUGAAUCUAGAGAAGCAGAGUUUAAUCCUGAAAGGAGAAGUCUUGACAUUUGAGGAAGAAAAGCAGACUAGAAAAGAGGAAAGAAGGAUUAAAGAAGCUCUCGAGCAGUUGAGAAAGGAUGAAAAAGGCUAUUAUGGCUUCUUCUAUGAACUCGUCAACCCAAUCCAGAGCAAAUAUCAGAUUGCAAUCAAGGUAGCUCUUCAAAGUGCCUUAAGGCUACUUGUAGUGGAUACAGUAGAAACUUCAAAAAGAGUUGAUCAGUAUCUUACUGAAAAGGGGCUUUAUUUAGAGUGAUUAAUUCUGAACAGGAUUCCUCAAGAAAAUCAAUUCAACAAUAUCCACUCUAAAAGAAGAAAACUUGAAGGAAGAGGACACAUGAUUGUUGAUGUUGUAGACUGAGAUAAGAACAUCGAAGGCCUUGAGAAUGCUCUCAAAUACUUCUGUGGAGACAAGGUAGUCUGACUAGAGAACAUGGGUGGGUGUACAGACGCCCUCAACCUCAGUCAAAAAGGGUUCAAAAGAGUCAUCACUCUUGACGGAACCUCCCUCUCUAAUGGAAUGUUCAAAGGCGGACAUCACUCGAAUAUCUUCGAUAAGGACCUGGGUAAGCCCAAGCAUGAUAAGGAGCUGAAACUCAAAAAGGAAAAGUUAGCAGAGAUCCUUGAGAAAAUUCACAGAACUAAGGAAGAGAAGGGCAGCAUUGAAGAGAGCAUCAUCUUGGGCACAAAAGAAAUGAUAUCCAAGGAAACACAGAUCAAAAUUCUUGAAGAAGGUCUUGAGAGCCAAAGAAAAGUUGAUACCGAUAGAGAAUUCAACGCAAAGAAGCUCAAUGAUGAACUUGAAGUUCUCACUGCUGAACUCAAGGAGAACAUCGCUGAAAGAAAGGAGAGAAUCAAAAGAUUGAACUCUUUACAAAAGGAUCUACACAAGAUUGAGUCACAAGCAUUUGCUGACUUCUGUGAUCAAAAUGGGUUCAAAGAUAUCGGUGAGUUUGAAGGUGUCAAUAUCAAAAUUUUUGAGGAGAACUCUAGGCAAAAGCAGAGCUUACUCGAAAACAUCAGUAAGAUACAGCUCCAGAUUGAGCAGCUUGGAAUCGAACAGUCUAACCAAGCCAAUGAGGUACUCUCAAAAGAGAAAGAAGAGAUCAAUAGAGCACUAGAGAAAGACCAGAAUGAGAAAGAUGAAAUCGAGCAGAGAAUGGGAGAUAUCAAGGAAAGUUUUGAUGAUACUCAGAAGGAACUUCAGGAGGGUAAAAAGGCCUUUGAGAAUGAAGAACGGAAUCUAGAGAAAGCCCAAAAUGAGCUUGAGAGCGUCAAAAAGAGGACCCAAGAACUUUCCAAGAUCUUUAAUGAGACUAAGUAUAAACUGAGAUCUGCGUAUUUCAAGUUCCUUAAGCAAUUAGUCAUUAAAGGAUCUAUCACAGAUAAAAAGGCUGAGAGAGCUUUUAAGAAGGUUGAACUAGAGUCUUCAGUGAAAUCAUUCUUGAAGAGUAUCGAAGAGCUCGACUAUGAAAUCUCUUCAGGAGUUAACAUAGAUUUCGACAGAUCGAGUGAAAAUGUAAUAAAGACUAGGAUUGCAGAGCUUAAAAAGGAUCUCCAAGCCAAAGAAAAAUCAAUCGAAGAUUAUGAAAGGGUAUCCAUGCUUGCUCCAGAAUGCAAGAGAGAACUUGGAGAACUCAAAGACAGAAUCACAGAACUCAGAUCUAAGAAUGAUGAGGAAGAGCAAGGAGGAAAAGAAAGCUUAGAUAGACUUAGAGAGCUAAGAAACCUCAGAACAGUAACUUUGCAAGACAUUAUUUCCAUGCUUGACAGAAGAGUUAGCCCUAUUUAUCAAUACCUUACUAAAAAGAAUGAGAUGGUAUUUGGAACAUCUACAAUUAUGGUAGAAAACAAGCAGGAUCCAUUUAACGGAUCAAUCAACUUUAUUGCCAAUCCUCCUGGGAAAAGAAAUGUCUAUGAUAUCCAGCAGCUCUCUUCUGGUGAGAAGACAAUGGCCUUACUCAGUUUCAUUUUUGCCUUGAUUAAGUACCAAGAUCUUCCGUUCAUAAUUUUUGAUGAGGCUGAUGCUCACUUAGAUGACAAUCAUAUUGGAAGAGUUGUAGAAUAUAUCAAGACAAGGCUUCAAAAGCAAUGCAUCUUUGUCAGCCACAAAAGCUUGACCAUAGAGUCAUCUGAUUCUCUAAUUGGUAUUACUUUUGACAUCAGCCAAAGAACUAGCCAAGCAUUUAGUCUUGAUCUAAGAGAAUAA
This is a messenger RNA of Moneuplotes crassus, 3754 nucleotides long. The record is from the annotation of a GenBank genome assembly. Lineage: Eukaryota; Ciliophora; Spirotrichea; Euplotida; Euplotidae.